UUCUAUUCUGGAAUUAUUCCCCAAGUUAUUACGCCUGGAUGACCAGGAGUCACCUAGACCAACUCUCUAUGCCACUGAAGCGUGCAAGAAGUUAUUGACCUGCAAGGGAAGCUUCUUUGGAUCUGUGACAAUGAAGAGUAUGCUACUGCAAUUCCUGAAGCAGUAUUACAUGAUCUAUGACUCUAGAGACCGACAGAGUCUCCUCUGUGCUUACCAUGAUGAGGCCUGCUUCUCCCUGACUAUUCCCUCCAAGCUCAAGAACCCAGACCCGAGAAGCUUGUGUGAGUACUUCAAGGAAAGUAGCAAUAUGCGGAAGCUUAAGGACCCCUACCCGUGGAGGCAGUUGAUGAAGCACACAAAACAAGACAUUGUGGACACCCUCAGCGUGUUGCCUAAAACUCAGCAUGAUCUCAGCUCCUUCGUCGUGGACAUGUGGUUCCAGACAGAAUUAAUGGUUUGCUUUUCUGUCAAUGGGGUGUUUAAGGAAGUGGAAGGAAAGUCUCAUGGUUCUGUUCAUGCCUUUACCCGGACAUUCAUUGCUAUGCCUACUAGCAACUUCAGCCUAUGCAUUGUGAAUGACAAGCUGUUCGUAUGGGAUUCCAGCCCCCAAGGGAUCCAGAGAAAUUUCUCUAUCCCCAAAUUCAAACCUUCCUCCAGCUCCAUUCCCAAUCUCUCCCAGGAGCAACAGGACAUGGUGCGGGCUUUCUCUGCCCAAUCUGGAAUGAAUCUUGAGUGGUGUCAGCAGUUCCUUCAAAACAAUCACUGGGACUAUAAAAGAGCUGCACAGGUUCUUGCUCUGUCCAAGGCCAAGGGCUAGAGGCCUUUAUGAAGUGACUCAUGGCUCAGAGGAGGCCUUCACACAGACUGAUGCAGAAUCCUGACAGCAAAGUUCUGAAAUGAACUCUUUGGUGGUCAUAAUUUUCAUCUUUAUCAUCUUUGUUGCAUUUUUAUUCCAGUAUGAGCAUUUCUCUGUGACUUAACUAGGAGUUUGGACUAUUUUGGGGCUGCAAAGCUAAAGCCUGUCUUGUAGCAAUGACUCUCAUCCACCAAAGGACUAGUUGUUCUUCGUAUAUGGCCCCCACCCCCCACUUCAGUAUUUUUGUUUCUUUUCAUAAUACAGAGUGAUAUUGUCUAUUACAUAAAGUCUCUGCAAAAUUCAUUGAGGCAGAUAUUACUAUCUCUGUCCUGCAGAGGAGGAAAAGAACACUCAGAGGGAAUAAACAUCUGAGAAAUGGUGGAGUAGAGACUCAAGUCCUGAACCCAUUUGGACAGAGUUGUGCUCCAGAGGGCUGUGUGACAUCUGAGGUGGAAAAUGUUAACCUUGGUAAACCUGGGGCUGAUGAAAUAUCAAAUAUUUUUAUGCAAAGAAUAAUAUUACUUUAUUAUCCAUACAAAUCUAUUCAAAUUUUGAAACAACCCAUUUGGAGGAAAACAGCAUUAAAUAGCACAUAAAAACAUGGGAAGAAAAAAUUGCAUGCUUGUACUACUGACAUAGAAUAAAUAUCCUUGAUAUACAAAGAAAUAAGGAGAGAGAGAAGGGAAGCUGCUAUCUAUCUUUAAUUGUUAUUAAAAGUAGUAGUAAUGUCCAAUAACUGUAUGAAUAGCUAUCUAAUCAUAACAAAUAGAAAAACA
Tupaia belangeri chinensis (Chinese tree shrew) is the source of this 1632-nucleotide messenger RNA. Its product is annotated as nuclear RNA export factor 2-like. Gene Ontology annotation, molecular function: RNA binding; protein binding. The transcript has 11 exons. Gene Ontology annotation, biological process: poly(A)+ mRNA export from nucleus. NCBI's taxonomy places the organism in Eukaryota, Metazoa, Chordata, Mammalia, Scandentia, Tupaiidae. The record is from RefSeq and is a predicted model, not a curated record. Gene Ontology annotation, cellular component: nucleus. The annotation marks the transcript as partial.